AUGGGUGUUACACUCAUAGAAUUUCCACUACUCAACUUUCUGCGACUUGAAAGAAGACAGACUGGCUGGCAGCAGCUGGCUGAAACAAAGAACUCGCUAAUACGUCGUCCCAUUCCACCUACAUCCUCGUCUAGCCUUCUUCCAUCCGCUCAGCUGCCCAGUUCCCAUAAUCCACCACCAGUUAGCUGCCAGAUGCCCUUGCUAGACAGCAAUACUUCCCAUCAAAUCAUGGAUACCAACCCUGAUGAGGAGUUCUCCCCAAAUUCAUAUCUGCUAAGAGCAUGCUCAGGGCCACAGCAGACUUCCAGCAGUGGCCCUUCAAAUCAUCACAGCCAGUCGACUCUGAGACCGCCUCUUCCACCACCACAUAAUCACACUCUGUCCCAUCAUCACUCCUCCGCCAACUCUCUCAACAGGAACUCCCUAACGAAUCGGCGGAAUCAGAUCCAUGCACCAGCUCCAGCACCGAAUGAUCUGGCCACCACUCCUGAAUCUGUUCAGUUACAAGACAGCUGGGUGCUUAAUAGCAAUGUGCCCCUUGAGACCAGGCAUUUUUUGUUCAAAACAUCUUCUGGUACAACUCCUCUAUUCAGCAGUUCUUCCCCUGGAUAUCCUUUGACCUCAGGAACAGUAUACACACCACCUCCCAGACUGCUACCUAGAAAUACUUUCUCCAGAAAUGCAUUCAAGCUAAAAAAGCCCUCCAAGUACUGUAGCUGGAAAUGUGCUGCUUUAUCAGCUAUCGCUGCUGCAGUCCUACUUGCCAUUCUGCUGGCCUAUUUCAUAGUGAAAUCAAAUUUGUGA
Molecule: messenger RNA, 804 nt
Organism: Sceloporus undulatus (fence lizard)
Lineage: Eukaryota; Metazoa; Chordata; Lepidosauria; Squamata; Phrynosomatidae
Product: teneurin-2-like
Exons: 6
Coding region: 1-804 (267 amino acids)
Biological process (GO): signal transduction; heterophilic cell-cell adhesion; neuron development
Cellular component (GO): membrane; neuron projection
Molecular function (GO): protein heterodimerization activity; cell adhesion molecule binding; protein homodimerization activity
Source: RefSeq, a predicted model, not a curated record